CAGCCCAAACUUUUUUAAAGACUUCUUCUCUCUUCUCUCCUCGAGCUUCAAUAUCGCGCACGCGUGGCCGAGCAGCUCGAGCUCCAACAACCCCAAAAAAACGCCUCGAGAGCAGAACGGGACGCUUUUCACUUUCCUCGCCCCCCUCCCGCACCACCGCUCUGAUCCCUCGCGCGCGCGGCUUCUCCGUGGAUCCUGUCUUCACUCAGGUCCGCUCAGGGCAGAUGGCCACUAGUUAGAGCUCAUCGCGCGCGAUCUGAAAGUUUCUGCUGCUCCGGACUCGCGUGGACUACUUUACUUUUACACGCACACGCCUGACUGCCAGCGCGCGCGCGCGCCCGCUCCCGUGCUCCUCCGCUUUAACCUCGCGCUCUCGGACUUCCCUCCACCGGACCGUACCCGGAUCCUACCUACCGGACCGGACUCUACAGUACCGGCUGACUGCUCGCGGAGCGCCGCAUGGCUCCUCUCGGGUGGGUGGGGGUCUCGUGGCUCUGGCUGGCUGUGCUCGGGUGGUCGGCGCUGGCCGCGGACCGGGGCGGCGUCAGGACCCUCUACGUGCUGCAGCCGGGACGGGGUAGCUCAGAUGCGGUGCGUGUGAGCUCCAUUUCCUCCCAUACGGGCGCCGACGGUCAGCCGCACUCCUACAACGUGGAGCUUACGGCCAGCUAUGGGGGCCAAGUGCGAACGCGCAGGAUGGGCAGCCGGGAGCCGCACACAGGCCAACAGAUGGUCAAAACUUCUGGUGUGAACGUCUGUGGAGGGCAGUGCUGUAUUGGAUGGAGCAAGGCCCCUGGAUCACAGCGCUGCACAAAGCCCAACUGUUCACCAAAGUGCCAGAAUGGCGGCAUGUGCCUCCGUCCGCAGAUGUGUGUAUGCAAGCCUGGCUCUAAGGGCAAGUCCUGUGAGCAGACCACCCUGCCCCCUUUCUCUCACCCGAGCAACCCUGGAAAUGGCCACACCAACGGUCACACCACUGGACACACCAACGGUCACGCCGGUGGACAUCCCAACGUGCAUAACGUGGUGCCCCAGCGGCCGAUCCCACAGCAGGUCCUUCCACACGGCUCAGUUCAGGGCCCCCUGCCACUGCCCGGCAGCAACAUGCCGCACAUGACCCUGACCAUGAAGGCCUCUCCCAAUGGAGGACCCAUCCCCUUCCAGCAACAUGUACAACCUCCUGUAUCCAUGACCAUGCACCAAAGCAAGAGCCAAAAGUUUGUGAUUAAGCCAAAGUAUUACCACACACACACACAGGUGCAUGGAGUUGGACAGACGCCUGAACGUAGCAUUCCGCUGACCGUUGGACACCAUCCUCUUACAGCAGGUAACCACACCGGCCGGAUCAAGGUGGUCUUCACGCCCACUAUCUGCAAGGUGACCUGCAUGAGCGGCCGCUGCCAGAAUACCUGCGAGAAGGGCAACACCACCACCAUCAUCAGCGAGAAUGGACGCGCUACAGACACGCUCACCGCCCCCAACUUCAGAGUAGUGGUCUGUCACCUGCCCUGUAUGAAUGGAGGGAAGUGUAGUACGAGGGAUAAGUGCCAGUGCCCGCCCAACUUUACUGGAAAGUUCUGUCAGAUGCCAGCCCAGAACGGUCACCGGGGGCAACAGAUGGUGGUGAAUGGCCAGGGUGCUCAGGUCCACUCCACCCACACACUCCCGAUGACCUACAGCUCCGGCCAGAACCAGGGUGUGGUAAACAUCCAUGUGAAGCAUCCUCCCGAAGCAUCAGUGCAGAUCCACCAGGUUUCCCAGGUGGACAGCAGCAGCAAUGGGCAUUCGAAGAUGUCACAGUCCGGACACUCCUACAGCUACCACAUGUCCGAAAGCAGUAGCUCCAGCAGCAGCAGCAGCAGCAGCCAGAAGAUCCAGCACCACAGCCACAGUGUCAUCUACCCCAACCAGCAAGCCUUCCUGCAGUACCAGCCUGUUACCUCCAAGAGCCAGCUCGGACGCUGCUUCCAGGAGACCACCGGAACACAGUGUGGGAAAGCCCUUCCCGGCCUCUCAAAACAGGAGGACUGCUGCGGAACCAUCGGCACAUCCUGGGGAUUCCACAAGUGCCAGAAAUGUCCCAGAAAAACACCCAUUCCUCAGCUGGAGUGUCCUCAAGGCUACAAGAGGUUCAACGGGACACGCUGCAUUGAUAUCAAUGAGUGUCAGCUGCAGGGAGUGUGUCCCAAUGGGAACUGCAUCAACACCAUGGGCAGCUACAGGUGCCUGUGCAAAGCUGGAUUCAUACCAGACGCCACACUGACCACCUGCUACCCUGAGGCUCUUCCGGUGCGCGAGGAGAGGGGCGCUUGUUUCCGUCUGGUUGGUCCGGGUGCUCAGUGUUUGCACCCAGUCUCCACUCAGCUGAGUAAGCAGCUGUGCUGUUGCAGCGUGGGGAAAGCCUGGGGUCCGCACUGCGACCGCUGCCCCCUGCCUGGGACAGCUGCAUUUAAGGAGAUAUGUCCCGGCGGCAUGGGCUACCAUGUCACCACUCCAUACGUCUACAAGCCCAAACCUCCCCCAUCCAACCCCCGCAACCACCCGGACAACCACGGGCAGACCAAGCCCACCAUCAGGCAUCAGGAACCCGUGCCCGGGGUCCUGCCUCUGCCCUUCCCCACCCUACAGCAGCCAGUGGAGGCUUUCAGCUUCACAGAGAGACAACUUCCCAUUGUACCAGUGGCCACAGCAUCUCCAGAGCAGGAGCUUUCUUCCUCUGCUGGUAUUGAUAGGUCUAUAGUAGAGCAGCAUCAGCUCUCUCCUGGUGUCUCCACCAUACCCAUGGAGCCUGCAUACCCAGAGGUAGUAGAGAAAACCUCUCCGGCUGCUCCAGUAGCCAUCUUGCCAUCCAGUGCCAGCCAGGAUAUCUCCCCUACUCAACUGGCAGAGGUGGACGAGUGUAUUGUUAGUCCCCAGAUUUGUGGUCCAGGCUUCUGCUACAAUACAGCGGAGAGUUACCGCUGCAUCUGUAAUGAAGGCUACAGGUUAGACGACGAAGGCAACACUUGCAUAGACAUUGAUGAGUGUGCGGACAGUCCGGAUCUAUGCUCUAAUGGCCGCUGUAAGAACACCCCCGGGAGCUUCCUGUGCGCGUGUCACCUUGGCUUCAUUCCGGAUGAGGAGGGCACCAGCUGCAUUGAUAUGAAUGAAUGCGAGGUUCCUCGUAUGUGCCCUGAGAACAGUCUGUGUGUGAACACACUGGGAUCCUACAACUGUCGGCUCUGUGACAGCGGCUACAGACUGGGCCUGAGUGGACAGUGUGAAGACGUGGACGAGUGUCAGGAUGGACGAGUGUGUCCGUCCGGUCUCUGCUAUAACACUCUGGGUUCCUUCAUGUGCAGCCCCUGUCCUGAGGGGUUCCAGGGCAGGGAUGGUCAGUGUGUGGAUAUUGACGAGUGUCUAGACAGACUGGCCUGUGCCCACGGUCAGUGCUCCAACCACGAGGGCUACUUCAGCUGCACGUGCGACGAGGGAUUUGUUCCAGCUUCUGAUGGCAAGGCCUGCAUAGAUAUCGAUGAGUGCCAGGACGAAAGCAUGUGCACAAGGGGUCACUGUCAGAACACAGAGGGCUCAUUCAUCUGCAGCUGCGAGACUGGGUUCAGGCUGGCUUCAUCAGGAGAACAAUGCGACGAUGUGGAUGAAUGCCAGGAGUUGACAGGGCUGUGUGAUGGCGUGGGGCAGUGUGUUAAUAACAUGGGCUCAUACUACUGCAACUGCCCACCGGGGUACAGACAAGUCAAUGGCACCAGCUGCCAAGAUGUGGAUGAGUGUGUGGAGGAAGCUCAUCUGCAGCUGCAUGACGGAAAGUGUGUGAACACAGAGGGAUCCUUUCUCUUCAUCUGUGAGCCUGGAUACAUGUUGACGCAAGACCCUCCCGGCUGUGAGGAUGUGGAUGAAUGCAUGGACGGCAGUAAAUGUUUGAAUGGCACUUGCUUAAAUACAGAUGGCUCGUUUCAGUGCCAGUGUGACGGGGGUUAUCGGCUGGAGCUGGCCAGUCACACCUGCCGGGAUAUCGAUGAAUGUGCUGAGUAUGGACAGAGCAUUUGUGGGGCGUGGCAGUGCGAGAACACACCAGGGUCCUACAGGUGUGUGGUGCCCUGCCCGGCAGGCCACACCCGAAAUACACACGGAGCGUGUGUGGACGUGGACGAGUGCGCUCUGAACAGGAGUGUGUGCCGAGGGCAUGGAGUGUGUCAGAACACCGUUGGCUCCUUCAUGUGCCAGUGUGAUCCAGGCUACCAGGACAGUGAUGGCCAGGGCUGUGUGGAUCUGAACGAAUGUGAUCUCCUGAGCGAUGUUUGUGGAGAGGCAGUGUGUGAGAACGUGCCCGGUUCUUUCCUUUGUGUGUGUCCUGACGAGGGUCUUGAGUUUAACCGGAUGACGGCCAAGUGCUUACCUACACCUAAAGCCUCGUCAGUCGAGAGGAAAGAGUGCUACUACAACCUGAACGAUGAGAACUUGUGUGACAAUGUUCUGACCAGCAGCGUGACCAUCGAGGAGUGCUGCUGCACGCUGGGGGCCGGCUGGGGGGAUAACUGCGAGGUGUUCCCCUGUCCUGUGCAGGGAACAGAUCAGUUUGCUCAGAUGUGUCCAGCUGGUCAGGGCAGCGUUCCAACCGGGAACGCUGUGUUUGGAGUUUCCUCGGCUGACGGCUACAAAGAUGCCGAUGAGUGUUUUCUCUUUGGGAUGGAGAUUUGUAAAGACGGCUUCUGUCUGAACACGGACGGAGGAUACGAGUGCUACUGCAAGGCUGGAUUCUACUACCACGAGACCAAACUUCAGUGUAUAGACACAGAUGAGUGUGCAGACGAGUCCAACUGUGUGGAUGGGCAGUGCCUGAAUAACCAUGGCUCAUACCAGUGCUUUUGCAGUCCUCCUAUGGUGCUAGCUCCCGACAACAAGCGCUGUGUUUUCCCCGAUGUUGCAGAGAAAACAGGGCACACAGAGCAGUCUGUGUACCAGAGUGUUUGCUGGGAGUUUCUGACUGAGACGAAGGUCUGCUCUCAUCCAUUAAGUAACCAGAUGACCACGUACACUGAGUGCUGCUGUCUGUACGGAGAGGCCUGGGGCAUGGACUGUGCUCUCUGCCCGCAAAGAAACACAGAGGAGUAUAACUCCAUGUGUAACCUGCGGGGCUCUGUAUCCAGCAGACGGCCGUAUGGUCGUGAUGCUCUGGUUGCUUCUCCAGUUCAUGAGUAUGAGGUACGAGAGUAUGAGCAGCGACGUGUAGACCCUAACCCCGCCUUCUACGAGGAAUAUGACAGCCCUAACACAGGUCAGUAUGAUUCGUUCGAGGGCUUGCGGGCCGAGGAGUGUGGGGUGUUGAACGGCUGUGAGAAUGGACGCUGUGUGAGGGUGCAGGAGGGCUACACAUGCGACUGCUUCGAUGGAUACACACUCGACAUGUCUCGAAUGGCCUGCGUCGACGUGAACGAGUGCUCGGAGCUCAACAAGCGGAUGUCCCUCUGCAAAAACGGCAAGUGCAUCAACACGCCCGGCUCCUACCGGUGCCAGUGUCUGCCAGGCUUCACGCAGUCCGACCGGCCCAACUACUGCGUCCCCAGCCAGGAGAGCUCGCCCAGCUCAGCCCGCACCGCCACCGAGUGACCAGCAGGGGGCGCCACUACAAAACACUACAAACACUCUUAUUUAAUCUAAGCCCAUAUACUCUGCACUGUAUGAAUACCAGAAAACACACACAAACACGAAACAAACAAAAAACUACAAAAAGCAAAACAACUGCAAGAGAAAUUGUCCUACUUGAUAUGAAGAUAAAUUUAACAUUGCUAUUGUUUUAUGGUGCAACGGCAAGAGAAAAUAGAACUGUAUAAAAAUUGUAUGUUUUUAUUGUCUGUCUGUUGUUUGUCAUUGUUUUUUUUGUUUUUUUUAGAAGGAGUUUUUUUAUGUGCCGAGAGAACUUUAGGCACAGACACGACAAACCCUAUGAACUGAGCACUGGGGGAUAAUCUGCUUUAUUUACCAGGGCCGAGAUUCCACAACGAUGGACUUUUGUUUUUUAUUACAAAGAGGGUGCCCAAGCCUUUUCUUGCCUUCCUCUUUUUCUAUCUUUCUCUCUCCCUCUUGACUCUUUUGUUUUUUGCUCACUUACUCUCAGUUUCUUGUCUCGCUCUGCCUUCCUUUAGUACAGUGCUAAUAAGACACAUAUAUACGCACAUAUAUGCAGCUCUGUAAAAAAAAAAUUAAAGACCACUUUAAAAUGAUGAUUUUUUUUAUUUUACUGAAUUGAAAACCUCUGGAAUAUAAUUAAGAGGAAGAUGGAUGAUCACAAACCAUUAAACCAAGCUGAACUUCUUGAUUUUUUGCACCAUGAGUGGUGUAAAUUUACCCAAAAGCAGUGUGUAAGACUGGUGGAGGAGAACAUGCCAAGAUGCAUGAAAACCGUGAUUAAAAAACAGGAUUAUUCCACCAAAUAUUGAUUUCUUAACUCUUAAAACUUUAUGAAUAUGAACUUGUUUUCUUUGCAUUAUUUGAGGUCUGAAAGCUCUGCAUCUUUUUGUUUGUUUUUUCAUCCAUUUCUAAUUUUCUGCAAAUAAAUGCUAUAAAUGCUCUAAAUGACCAUAUUUUUAUUUGGAAUUUGAAAUAAAUGUUGUCCGUAGUUUAUAGAAUAAAACAACACUGUUCAUUUUACUCAAACAUAUACCUAUAAAUAGCAAAAUCAGAGAAACUGAAGUGGUCUGUUAAUUUUUUUUCCAGUGCUGUAUAUUGACUAUAUUGCCAAAAGUAUUUGCUCACUCCUAACGCUUCCAUGACCACAGGUGUAUAAAUCCAGUUGCCUAGGCCUGCAGACUGCUUUUACAAACAUGUUGAUAGUGAAAGAAUGGGUCUCUCUUAGAACUAGUGAACUCCAGUACUGUGGUAACCUGAUAGGAUCACUACCAUAUAUUUUAAAGCCAACUGUCAGUGAUAUUGUAACACAGUGGAAACGACCGGGAAUGACAGCAGGGUCAGCGGAUGCUGAGGAGCAUCACAGUGCACAGAGGAACCAGCUUCCUGCAGAGUCACAGAAUCACUACACACCUCCAAACUUCAUGUAGCUUUAGAUCAGCUCAGUACAGUACAGUAGAACAGUAGAGUAUAGAGAUCUUUAUGAAAUGGACAUUUUUCAUAGAAGAGCAGCUCAAAUCCAUCCAAGCCUCACAUCCCCAAACACAGCAGUGCAGGUGAGCACAGGAUACUUUUGAUAAUAUAUACAACAGUGUAUACACAACAUCUACAAUGAUCAAAAAUACCAAAAACCGGCAGCACUUGUUGACUGGAGAUUUACAGAUUUAUUAGAAUUACAAAAAUAAAUAACCACACCUUCAAUAAGAUAAGAUAAGAUAAGAUAAGAUAGCACUUUAAUGAUCUUGAAGGAAAUUACAGUGUCACAGUACUGUACAUACAACACACAUGAUCAAAUCAAUUAAGAAAAUGAUCUAUUAGCUAUUAUCACACAAAAGAAAAAUAAAUAAAUAAAUAAGCAUGGCUAAUAAAGGUUUUUUAGGUGUAUUCAGAGGCAGCAUAUGUAUUAUUGCAGUUGGAAAAUAAAUAAAUGUUAUUAUUAGGAGUAACAGUAACAUGGGAGUGAAAUUCUGUGAAGUUCUGCUGCUUUUUACUAUUUUCUAUUUUUGAUCACUGAAUUUGUUGCCAGGCACCUCAUUGUGCAGUGAACACAGAAACAGAAACAGUCUCUUUAACAUCUUUGAGCAUGAAAGAAAGAAAUUACAUAAUGGAAAUAAGCUUUGUUUUUUUUCUGUUGGAUUUUUUUUAUUAUUACUAGAUUUUUGUAUGAAUGAUAAAAAGCAAGCUAUUUCUCUGUGUCUGGGACAUCGGACAAUAACGACGUUAUGGUAGUUCUCUUUUCCUCUGCCCUGUGGAACAGGCGUACUUCCAUGUUUAUCAGCUCCGGGAGCAAGACUAGCUGAUCCGGAAUCAGCUGGCCUAUUGGAAAUGUUUGGUUUUUUUUCGUUCAGGAGCAAACGAUUGUUAAAAGCUGAUCCUGGAUCAGAUAUCCUGCUCUGCUGAGUUUGAUGAAUUGUAGUCUGUAGUCUUUACACCUUUACACUCUUUCUACUUUGCUAAAGCAACUAUAUCCUUUCUAUUCCGCCAAGAGCAAAAAAAUAAUAAAAAAAAAUAAAAAAAAGAGAAAGCAACAUUAGGAGUAUAUGGGAGGUAAUACUUUGUUUUACAGUUCUUUAAGUUCUAGGUAUCAAUCAGGUCAGUGUAUGGGUACAGGUUUAGUUCCCAUUGAUUUUUUUGUAUUUAAUAUAUCAUUUGAACAGACAAACUAUGCCUUACACUGUGCCAAAAUUUCUUGAUAAACAGACCAAUAGAAAUACUUGAAAAUGACCUGGGAAAAAAAACCUUUUACAUUAACUUCCAUUGAAAGUUUAAAAGCUUUUUUUUCUCUCUCCUUUUAAAGUUGCCGUUUUGGAGAUGCUUGUUUUUCAUUGGACAGUUACGAUAUACAAUGGUGGCAAAACAGUGGUAGCUUUAUUUUAUAUAUAUAGCAAAUUUUAUACAUGCCACGCAGAAGUUUUUUCCAGCAUGCCAUGCUGCUCUGAACUCACAGUCUGCAACUGGUCUAGAUAUUAAACCUGCUAGAUAUUUGCUGGGUGUCUGUGACUCAUCUGCGAUCCCUAAAUAUGUGUGAACCAGGCAUCAGCUAGUCUCUGAGCUUAUCAUCAUGAUCCUCUGAAUAAUGAUUUAAAACUAAAGGAAUUCGUACCUCAUAUUUACCUGAUUAAAUCCUAGAACGUUGCGGGACUGCAAAAGAAAGCAUCACCAAUAAAUGAAGUGCCUUUAUCUGUUCUUUCUUUAUUUCCACAUCCAAAAACAAAUCACUGCGUUCGACCAUGAUGGCGAAAAAAGUCUUGCCAGGUUGCAAAGCUGCUGCUAUGAAACAGCCGUGGGAUUUAUUUUUCUUUCUAUUAUUUUUUUUGUACAUUUAAACUAAAGAGUUUGAUAAACAGUUUAUGUAUUUGUAAUUUGUACAUGAAUAAAUAGCUCUUGUAUGAUUAUCCAUAUAAUGUAUAUUAAAACUCUUUUAAUAAAUCACAAACUGUGAUAUUUA
Messenger RNA from Astyanax mexicanus (Mexican tetra), 9073 nucleotides. RefSeq names its product latent transforming growth factor beta binding protein 1 (gene ltbp1). Gene Ontology annotation, molecular function: calcium ion binding. Lineage: Eukaryota; Metazoa; Chordata; Actinopteri; Characiformes; Acestrorhamphidae. The coding region runs from base 460 to 5607 and encodes 1715 amino acids. The record is from RefSeq and is a predicted model, not a curated record. The transcript has 35 exons.